AUUGUAGAGAGCGCAACAAAAAUGAGAAAAAGGUUUUGUGCGACUCUCUAUUUGAUUAUAAAUACUCAUGACUAUGGGAAAUGUAACUGACUUCAACGUUUCUGUCAUUUGAAUGUACAGUGAAUACAAAAACAAACUCAGCCGAUUUUUAUUGUUGUCCUUUAUUGUUAUAAGAUAGUUUUAUUUAUUCUUUUAUAAUGGAUGACGAUCCGAGAGAAGUACUUGCUCUGUUGAAUUCAUUAGGAUUCGUUGGAAUUACCGGGCAACAACUUAAAGCUUUUAUGAAAGCUGUACAGGAAAAUCAAAGAACACGAAACGAAACGGAGAAAAGAAGAAAUGAAAAGAAAAAUAUUACAUAAACAACACAAUAUGAUCAAAGAAAUUCUUAGAGAACAUAAUGCAGAACAUUUAAUUGAAAGUACAAUAUCUAGUAAUUCUUCUAGUUCUUAUAUCGACAGUUCCCUUGUGAAGGUAAGGGUAAAAUGUUUAUCUAAUGGAAAAGAAAAUAAAGAAUCUAACUCGGAAGAAAAUUCUGCAAGAACCAGACAAAAAAUAAAUGUAGUCAAAUCAGAACCUAAAACUAGAGAGGUAUUUGAUCAUUAUACUAUUAAACCUACUAGUGUACCUUGUAAAGAAAAUGAUAUACUUCAGCAACAAAGUAAAACUAAAUAUCUUGAAGGUUUGAGAAAAGAUACUUAUCUGAGGAAACAGCAUGAAACUAAUGCAGAAACUGAUAAAAUAAUACAUGAAAAAUCGACAUCUUUGCAGUGUGCACGUCCUAUGAGUGCUCCAAAUAUUUUAGAACGCGAACAAGACCAUAUUGGUAGUAGUCAAACAAAAAGUACACAGUCUACAAAGUCUGGAUCAAAGUCAUUUAUAAGACCAUGGAGAUUACAACCAGAAGUUCAAAAAGCCUUAAGUGCUAGAAAGUCUGAUCCUGUAAUGCUGUAUCAAAAAUAUCAGCAAGAGUGGAAGCAGAUGUCCUUUCCUGGAGAAGCUAAACAUUCAAGCAUAAGAUGGGCAAUUCGUGAAAAAAUGUUGGGUGGAGAUCCUCAUCCCAUGCCUCUUCCUAAAAAGUCAGCUAGUAUGCCAAUGCUAAAAAAAAAAUGACCUUGGUUGAAUUAGGGAUUAAAAUUUUUCAAAGGAGUAAAUAAUUAUGAAGAAAUUUGUACUAAUAGGUAUGUUACAUUGAAUAGUUAUAAGGAAAAAUUGUUUGCUAUUAUUAAAAAUAAAUACAGAUUGAUAAAUGGUAAACAGGUAUUUAAUGUUUGCUUUUUUUAUUUUCUAAAUCUGAUUAAGUUUAAACUUCUUUGUUAAUAUUUUAUAAUCUGGCCUAUGCAUGUGAUAUAAUAUUCUAUCCUCAAUUAAACGUGCAGCCCUUUCAGUGAGGAUUAAAGUGUCAUGUUUUAGCAUACUGUAAACAUUUAGCCCUGAAAAAUAAGUCAGAAAUAAAUAUAUGUUAUAUAAUAAUAAUAUUUAAUGUGCCUGAUAUUUAACUUACCAUAUACAGGCAUUAAGUUCACAUGUUUUAUUGUGUCUGUAGCCUCUGUUAUGUUGGGGGGCAUAAUAUCCUCGGUAUCAACAAACAAUACAGAAGGACCCCAAUGUCUUGUUUCUAUCAAUUCGUCGAUAUACGAGGAUUCAUUUGUUGGAACUUCAAGAUCAUUAAUUAUGUAUAAAUCAUCUUGAGCAAGUUUGAUAGAUAAUGUGCUUGUAAGUCCAGCAACACGAGCGAAGAAAGGAAGCAUAUAGAAAUGUGGUGUAGGAGAUCGAGGUCCAUGUGCAACACCACCCUUUCGCCAUAAUGGCGAACGUAUACUUCCAUGACGGGCACGUCCCAAUCCUUUUUGCGGCCAUGGUUUUCUACCACCACCCCUUACUUCUGCUCGAGUUUUUGUAUUUGCAUAGUUCUAAAAUAAAGCAUUAAUUCUGUUUUUUAGCAGUUUUAAUAAUGUUGAUAUUUUUUUUUUAGAAACAAUUGAUAUAGUUUGACAAUUACCACCCAGCGGUACAUUCGUUGCCAUUGAACAUUCCUAUGGAUAAUAUCUAUUCGUGGAGCGGCACCAAAAACAUCGGGAUGUAAAGUUACAAGUCCCAAUUUUUUUCUUUCAAUAGUGUCUAAGUUCUCUAUCCAUACCUCUCGUGGUUUUUGAUAGAAAAACUUUUCAUCUUGGUAACUGACCUUAGAAAUGAUCGGACUGGUUUGCUCUGUGAUCACUUUCGUACAAUACGUUAGUGCUUGAUACGAACAUGUUUGUACUUUUGUGAUGACAUUUCUGAAUAACAUUGACAUUUUUAUAAGA
Molecule: messenger RNA, 2303 nt
Organism: Osmia lignaria (orchard mason bee)
Lineage: Eukaryota; Metazoa; Arthropoda; Insecta; Hymenoptera; Megachilidae
Product: Hyls1 centriolar and ciliogenesis associated
Biological process (GO): cilium assembly
Cellular component (GO): centriole; non-motile cilium
Source: RefSeq, a predicted model, not a curated record